AUGGUCUCUUUCAAAUCCUUAAUCGUCACGUGGAUUUCACUCACAGGCGUGAUUUCUGCGUCGCCCGUUAACAUUACGGACUCCGACCUCCUCGAGAAGCGCCAGUCUACUCCCAGUGCCACAGGCCGCCAUAAUGGCUAUUACUACUCCUGGUGGACCGACGGUGGUUCUCAGGUCACCUACACUAAUGAAGAAGGUGGCAAAUACAGCGUGAGAUGGGGUGGAGGCGGCGGUAACUUUGUUGGCGGUAAGGGAUGGAAUCCAGGUGGCCCCAAGGAGAUCAGGUACUCUGGGACAUACCAGCCAAACGGCAACAGUUAUCUCGCCAUCUAUGGGUGGACUCAGAAUCCGCUCGUCGAGUAUUACGUCGUUGAGAAUUUCGGCACAUACAACCCGGCCUCAAACGCACAGAAGAAGGGCUCCGUAACAACUGAUGGUGGUACCUAUGAUAUCUACGUCAGCACACGAUAUGUAAGUUUCGACUUGAACCAGCCAAGUAUCGAAGGCACGAGAACCUUUCAGCAGUAUUGGUCUAUUCGAACACAAAAGCGUACAGGCGGUACUGUCACCACUGGAAACCAUUUCGCGGCGUGGGAAAGAGCUGGCCUGAAGCUAGGCACACAUAACUACAUGAUCGUAGCUACGGAAGGCUACUAUAGCAGCGGGUCGGCCACAAUUAACGUUGAGACGCCUCCGUGA
Messenger RNA from Daldinia caldariorum, 699 nucleotides. Its product is annotated as glycoside hydrolase family 11 protein. The coding region runs from base 1 to 699 and encodes 232 amino acids. The transcript has 7 exons. Gene Ontology annotation, molecular function: hydrolase activity, hydrolyzing O-glycosyl compounds. Lineage: Eukaryota; Fungi; Ascomycota; Sordariomycetes; Xylariales; Hypoxylaceae. The record is from RefSeq and is a predicted model, not a curated record. Gene Ontology annotation, biological process: xylan catabolic process.